UAGUUAGACAACAAGGUCUUCAUUCUUUUCUUUCAUCUCCCAAACUCUCUCACCUUCACCGCUUAACCACCACCAUGGCUUCUCAUGACUCCUCCAUUCAUAAGCUUGAAUCCCCUCUUCUUGAAAACACCACCACCACCACUACAACAAAACCACUCCGGCAACCCAAGAAGGAGGAAGCAAACAAUUAGAAACCAUCCUCACAAACACCUCCAUCCCUUUUCUCCCUCGUUACUCCAAAGCCUCAACCUUUGAGAUGAAGCUCCUUCUCCAUCUCGCCGCUCCUGCUGUCAUGGUCUACAUGAUCAACUACCUCAUGUCCAUGUCCACCCAAAUCUUUUCCGGCCAUCUCGGCAAUCUUGAACUCGCCGCCGCCUCUCUCGGCAACACUGGCAUCCAAAUCUUUGCUUAUGGUCUCAUGCUUGGCAUGGGAAGCGCAGUGGAGACGUUGUGCGGGCAAGCAUACGGCGCACACAAGUAUGAAAUGCUCGGUGUUUAUCUACAAAGAUCAACAGUGCUGUUGACGGCCACUGGAAUUCCUCUGGCCAUCAUUUACGCUUUCUCUUAUCCGAUAUUGAUUUUGCUCGGCCAAUCACCGGCCAUCGCCUCAGCAGCGUCAGUGUUUGUCUAUGGUUUGAUCCCUCAAAUCUUCGCUUAUGCUGUCAACUUUCCAAUUCAGAAGUUUCUCCAAGCUCAGAGUAUUGUUGCACCAAGUGCUUAUAUAUCUGGUGCCACACUUGUUCUUCAUCUUCUUUUGAGUUGGUUAGCAGUGUACAAGCUUGGACUUGGAUUGGUAGGAGCUUCAUUGGUGUUGAGUUUAUCAUGGUGGAUCAUUGUUGGUGCUCAGUUUGUUUAUAUUGUGACUAGUGAGAGGUGUAAGUAUACUUGGGAUGGGUUUACUUGGCAGGCAUUUUCUGGUCUUUGGGGAUUCCUUAAGCUCUCAGCAGCAUCUGCUGUUAUGCUUUGCUUAGAGACUUGGUAUUUUCAGGUCUUGGUUCUCAUUGCUGGUCUUCUUCCCAAUCCUGAAUUGGCUCUUGAUUCUCUAUCAGUUUGCAUGACAAUAUCAGGUUGGGUGUUCAUGAUUUCGGUUGGAUUUAAUGCUGCUGCAAGUGUGAGAGUGAGUAAUGAGCUUGGAGCUGGGCAUCCAAAAUCAGCAGCGUUCUCAGUUGUGGUAGUGACUGGAAUGUCAUUUGUGAUAUCAGUAGUGUUGGCGAUUGUGAUUCUUUGUUUAAGAGAUGUUAUUAGUUAUGCAUUCACUGAAGGUGAAACUGUUGCUCAUGCUGUCUCUGAUCUAUGUCCAUUGCUUGCCAUCACUCUUAUCCUUAAUGGUAUCCAACCUGUUUUAUCUGGUGUGGCUGUUGGGUGUGGAUGGCAAGCGUUUGUGGCUUAUGUUAAUGUUGGAUGUUAUUACCUUGUUGGUGUUCCUGUUGGUUAUCUGCUUGGUUUCAAGUUUGGAUUAGGAGCUAAGGGAUUAUGGGGUGGUAUGAUUGGAGGAACAUUCAUGCAGACUUUGAUUUUACUGUGGGUUACUUUCAGGACAGAUUGGAACAAAGAGGUUGAUGAAGCCAUGAAGAGGCUUGAUAAAUGGGAUGACCAGAAAGAGACACUGAGUAUUGAAUGAAGAAACGGAGGGAGUGUUGUUAGUUACAAUUUUUGUUUUUGAAUAAUUGGAUUUUUUUUUUUUUUUAAAUUGUAUGUAUGAAUUCUAUGGAAAAUUUUCGAUUUUAGGCUUUAUGUUUAUAACAUAUAUGCUAUUAGCUAUCA
Messenger RNA from Dioscorea cayenensis subsp. rotundata (Guinea yam), 1764 nucleotides. Its product is annotated as protein DETOXIFICATION 40-like. Lineage: Eukaryota; Viridiplantae; Streptophyta; Magnoliopsida; Dioscoreales; Dioscoreaceae. Gene Ontology annotation, molecular function: xenobiotic transmembrane transporter activity; antiporter activity. The record is from RefSeq and is a predicted model, not a curated record. Gene Ontology annotation, cellular component: membrane. Gene Ontology annotation, biological process: xenobiotic detoxification by transmembrane export across the plasma membrane.